GCGGCGACGUCACUGCAAGGCCGCCGCCGCGGGGCCUGGUGAUCGCCGGUCCAGCGCAGCCCGGAGUCGCCCAGGCCUGAACUCCUCCUGCCCAGGUCCCCGGCCCGGCUCCAGCCGGCCGACCCAGCCCGUGAGGACACCCGAGGCCACCCCCUAGGGGGUGGGGAGCGGAGCCGCGGGUCAGCUCUGCGAGCGCCCCGCACUGGCCCGGUCCGGCCCCGCCCCCGCCCCGGGCCAUGGCCCAGCCCUUGUCCCGGCCCCUCGUCCUAUCCCGACCCGGGCCUUGGCCCCCGGCCCCGCCUCCGACCCACUUCCCACGUCGGUGUCAGUCCGGGUCUGGGUCCCAGCGAAUGCCCAGAUCCGGGUCCAGGUCCCAAGCCCUAGACUGGACCCCCUCCCCGCCCCAGCCCUUGCUUCAACUCCUGACACAGACCCCAGUCCAGCCCCGGUCUCUACCCUGUUUCCAGGGCCUGUCCGAAGCCAGCGCCCAACCUCUGCCCUUGUUCCAGUUCCAGUCCCUGCCCCAGCCUCUCCUAUCCAGUCCUCUGCCUUUGUACAUCCCCCCGGGCCCAGCCGGGCCCAGCCCGUUAGCUCAGCCUUUGCCCUCGUCUCUGUGUUUACCCAAGUCUCUCCCACUGCCCCCCACUGUCUCUCAUACCCUGCCCCUCUCCCAGCCUCGACUCAGGUCUGGGCGCCAGUUGCCACCAUCCCUAUUGCUGCUGUUGCUGUUCUCUGUGCUUGGCCCUGGGGCUGGAGGCCUCUUCCUUACUGACUACUCCACCUGCUCACCCCGAAAGCUGAGUCCCUUCCGUUCCUUUGCCAGCACCGAGCUCUUCCACUUCCAUGUCCCCGAGGAUACAUUCCUUGCUGUUUGGAACCUCAUCAUCUUCAAGGAGCAAGGGGGGACCUUUGGGGACCACUGCCCAGACCAGAGUGUGACUGUGUACUUCCGGUCCGGGGCACCCCCUGUGAUCAACCCUCUGCACACACACUUCCCAGGGGACACAGCUGUGCCUGGAGUUUUCUCACUGACCCUCAGCUGGACGCUGCCAAACCGUACUUCAGGCAUCUUUAAUGUCAGCAGCCCCUUGCCUGGGGACUGGUUUUUGGCUGCCCACCUCCCCCAAACCCACGGCCACAUCUCUGUCAAGGGGCUCCAGGAUGAGUGUCAGUACCUCCUUCAGCCACAGCUGAUUGUCCGUCGUCUGCUGGACGUUGCUGUGCUGGUGCCCGGACGUCCCUCAGAGCAAACUCUCUCCUCCCAUAAUCGCUCAGCGCUGUUUAAGGUCUUUGUACCCAGUUUCACUUACAGGGUUUCUGCGCAGCUGGUGUGUGUGGGGGGCCGUGGGGCGUCUGCCUGCCCCCUGACACUGCGUCUACGUCCCAAGGCCCCACCCCUGCACAACUCGAGCUCUGUGGCCUGUGGAGGUGCCUUGGUCUGCCAGCUGGAGCUAGCACUCCCGCCCUGGGGGCACUGGGUCUACGUGCGCGUGGAGACACCAUCCCGGGGCUCUGGCAGGACCAUCCGCUUUCAGCUGUGUGUGAGGUUGCAAGAAUGCCCACAACCCAGCCUGUCCCGUGCCUUGGUCCCUGGAGCUGCCAUGAACAUGCCCCAGUCCCUGGGCAACCAGCCACUGGCCCCAGAGCCACCAUCCCUUGUGACCCCUGUGACGGGCAUUGGGACCACAUCCCUACCUGAGCACUGCUGGCCGGUGCGUCCGACGCUGCGUAAUGAGCUGGAUACCUUCUCUGUCCACUUCUACAUCUUCUUUGGCCCCACCGUGGCUCUCCUCCCUGAGCGCCCUGCCGUGUUUGCCCUGAGGCUGCUGCCUGUGUUGGACAGUGGAGGUGUCCUCAGCCUGGAACUCCAGCUCAAUGUGAGCUCUCUGCACCAGGAAAAUGUGACAGUGUUUGGAUGCCUGACUCACGAGGUGCCCUUGAGCCUGGGGGACGCAGCAAUAACCUGCUCCAGAGAGUCCUUGACUGGCUUCCUCCUCUCUGUCAGCGCCACCUCCAGAGUAGCCAGGCUUCGCAUCCCCUUCCCGCAGACGGGGACCUGGUUUCUGACCCUCAGAUCCCUGUGUGGGGUGGGACCUCGGUUUGUGUGGUGCAGGAACGCAACAGCCGAGGUUCGACUGCGCACCUUCCUGUCCCCAUGCGUGGACGACUGUGGGCCCUACGGCCAGUGCAAGCUGCUGCGUACGCACAACUAUCUGUAUGCUGCCUGCGAGUGCAAGGCUGGGUGGCGGGGCUGGGGCUGCACGGACAGUGCCGGCGCGCUCACCUACGGGUUCCAGCUGCUGUCCACUCUGCUGCUUUGCCUGAGCAACCUCAUGUUUCUGCCGCCUGUCAUCCUUGCCAUUCGGAGCCGCUAUGUGCUGGAAGCUGCUGUCUACACCUUCACCAUGUUCUUCUCAACGUUCUAUCACGCGUGUGACCAGCCAGGCAUUGUGGUUUUCUGCAUCAUGGACUAUGAUGUGCUGCAGUUCUGUGACUUCCUGGGCUCCCUAAUGUCUGUGUGGGUCACCGUCAUUGCCAUGGCCCGUUUACAGCCUGUGGUCAAGCAGGUGCUGUAUUUGCUGGGGGCUAUGUUGCUGUCCAUGGCUCUGCAGCUUGACCGGCAUGGACUCUGGAACCUGCUUGGACCCAGUCUCUUCGCCCUGGGGAUCUUGGCCACAGCCUGGACAGUACGCAGCGUCCGCCGCCGGCACUGCUACCCACCCACUUGGCGCCGCUGGCUUUUCUACCUGUGCCCCGGGAGCCUUAUCGCAGGCAGUGCUGUCCUCCUCUAUGCUUUCGUGGAGACGCGAGAUAACUACUUCUACAUUCACAGCAUUUGGCAUAUGCUCAUCGCUGGCAGUGUGGGCUUUUUGUUGCCACCUCGUGCCAAGACUGACCACCGGGUCCCUUCUGGAUCCCGGGCCCGGGGCUGUGGUUACCAGCUAUGCAUCAACGAGCAGGAAGAACUGGGCCUGGUGGGCCCAGGAGGGACAACUGUCAGCAGCAUCUGUGCCAGCUGAGAGGAGCUUGGGGCCUGGCCCUUUCACAGGGGCAGAGAGCUCCUGGGGUUACUCCUGGGGGCGUGGAAACCUGGCAGGGAUGAGAGACAAGUUACAUUUCUUGAGGAUAUUGACUCUUUCAUAGGACACAGAACUCUCUGGGGACCUGGAGCACUUCCUCAGAGCCUGAAAUCCUCCUGCAUCUUUGGACUGGAGCCCGUGUGAGGCCACAGAACCCCUUCCUGGCCAAGAAGUCCCUCGUUGGGGUAUGGAGGAUAUGAGGCCCUUCUGAGGACAUGGACAUCUUCGCAGGGAGAUAGAAUCAUCUCAGGACAUGGCAUUCCUGAAGGGAUGGAAUCAUUCUUAGGGAAAUGCAGUCUCCAGAGCUUCCUGGCAGCUCAGCAACCCUGGCUUCAGACUUCCUCUCCAGAGGCAGCACGACAGCUGCGCUGCGCCAGCCAGAGGAGACCAUAGGACAGUCGGGGUUGAGGCUGCAGGGUAGCGCUCCUGACUGAUGCGGGCGGAGUCUGUUGUGUCUCCAAUGAAACAUUUGCUGGU
This is a messenger RNA of Erinaceus europaeus (western European hedgehog), 3557 nucleotides long. It is a transcript of the gene TMEM8B, whose product is annotated as transmembrane protein 8B. Bases 237 to 3020 code for a protein of 927 amino acids. Lineage: Eukaryota; Metazoa; Chordata; Mammalia; Eulipotyphla; Erinaceidae. The record is from RefSeq and is a predicted model, not a curated record. The transcript is spliced from 13 exons. Gene Ontology annotation, cellular component: plasma membrane.